Cylicostephanus goldi is the source of this 684-nucleotide messenger RNA. Lineage: Eukaryota; Metazoa; Nematoda; Chromadorea; Rhabditida; Strongylidae. The record is from the annotation of a GenBank genome assembly.
UGCAUAAUCAAAUUCCAAGCUCGACCGUUAUCGAAGCGUCCAGCUGAGCUCAAUGCACCAUUCGAGCUUGAUCUGAAUGUUGACUCUGUGGAACUCUGCGCCACUCGUUGCUACCAGGAUGGAUGCAGUGGAGCAAGGUAUGAUCCAAAUAACGGCACCUGUUCUCUUGCCUACAAUGACAAGCAUUUCUGCGCAAAAGAACCAGCAGUGCUGCACUACAAAGCUGACGAAGUGACUUGGAUCCAUUGCGUUAACUGCUAUUCCGAUAAAGGCCCUUCUGCUUCCCCCAAGGAACCCGCUACAAAAGCUCCUAUUGCGAUAGUUCCUGUAGUUCUGCCAGGUGGCACCACGACGGAGAAGACCUCCGAAACAGCUACAUCAAGCCCAGAAGAGAGCGCUACAAAGCAGCCGUCCUCGAAGGAAGGUCCAGAGGAAACCACACCUAAGACUGCUACUUCCGCGACAGAGGCUACGGAAGCAGCAUCGAGCGAAGGUCCGGAAGAGGCAAAAUCUACCUCCGUUCCGGAAUUAAUUCCUAAAGGAGAGGAAACUACACAGAAGGCUGGAGCUUCCACGCAAAAACCUGGCUCAUCGAGAGACUUCCUGAGAGGCAAGUCGCUAAUAUUCAAAAAUUCUGUAAAGGUUCUGUACACUUUUGCAUCAUUUGAUAAUGAUGAAGCAUAA